AUGAAGCCUCCUCCUUCUAAACCAGUGGCGGCCAUUACUCCUCUCUCUUCUACUGCUCUCACUUCUCCUCCUCCUAAAUCAUCAACUGUUCUCUCUCGUCAAGCCACAGUCCCUCCCAUCAACUUUAAUACAACUUCAUCAAGUACAGGUGCUCAUAAUGCAGUACAGAAUACUGCCCCUCCUCUUCAAUCAUCGACUCCUAAACCACUAGCAAGAUCGUUUUCAUAUUUAUCACCAGCACCACAGUCUCCCCCUCCUCCUCCAUCAUUCCAUCAGACCACACCUCCUUCACCACACCCACCUUUACAGGUGUCCUCGUCUCUGAGUGAGUUACAGUUGAAGAGGCUGAAGGUGAUGGAUGAGAUCUGUGAUAUAUUGAGUGACAUACCAUCAACUAGAAUGACAGAACUGUUUGGACUCUCAGCCUGUUACCUCAAGAAGAAACUGGCAAUGAGGAAGAAACUAUUAGCUCAAGAAAAGGAAUUAAACCAAAAGCUAUCAUCACCAUCAUCUUAUCUUAAUGUUACUACUCCACAAUCAGCUGAUUCAGUUCCACCCACCAAUCAAUUACUAGCCCCGCCCAUUACUAACACCUCACAGUCAAUAGCCACGCCUACAUAUCACACAUCAGGGGCGGAGUCACUUGUUCCCCCACCCACUCAUCAAGAGGUGGAUCCAGUGGAGGAUUGGGAGGAGUUUGAUGAUAUUCCAAUGGACGUGAUACCAGAAGAGGAUCCUGUUGAGAUGAUACAAGAGGAGGAGGAGGAGGAGGUUUGUAUUGAUUUAACUGAUUCACCAUAUCCUGACCCGCCCACUUCAAACACUACAUCAGUUACUCCUUCAUCUUAUAAUCGUCAUCUCAACUUUGAAUCACCGAGUACCUCCACUUCAUUUAAACCUCCAUUUAAUGCCCAGACUAUUCCAUUUAAAGCCCAGGCUAAUUUUCCAAUUAAUGCCUCAUCAACAUCUACUUUUAAUGUACCACCUCCUACUCCAUUUAAUGCCCAACGUCAACCUACAGUGAGUUCUAGUCUCAUAAAACCCUCUAAAGGUUUUGAGACGGUUCCGGACAAUUCCGCCGAGUUUCGUGGCUCUUAUGAUCACGCUCCUCUCCUAAGGAAGGUAUUUCGGGAGAAGUUUGGUCUCCAGGAGUUUCGUCCGAAUCAACUUGAGGCGAUCAAUGCAGCUGUACUUGGUAAGAACUGCUUCAUAUUGAUGCCUACUGGAGGAGGUAAGAGCCUCUGCUAUCAGCUACCAGCACUGCUACUGGAUGGAGUCACUAUUGUAGUCUCACCACUGAGGUCACUGAUACAGGAUCAAGUACAGAAACUGAACAGCUUAGAAAUUUCUGCUUGUCAUUUAUCAGGUGAGUAUUCACAGUCGGAGGAGCUGAGAGUUUAUACUGAGCUGUCUCGACUUGACCCUGGAAUAAAACUACUCUACGUCACACCAGAGAAAUUAGCUGCUAGUACUAAAUUGCUAAAGACCCUCCAGUCUCUUUAUUCUCGUGGUAAGAUCUCACGGUUUGUUAUAGAUGAGGCUCACUGCAUCA
Amphimedon queenslandica is the source of this 1552-nucleotide messenger RNA. RefSeq names its product Bloom syndrome protein homolog. The annotation marks the transcript as partial. Gene Ontology annotation, biological process: double-strand break repair via homologous recombination. Gene Ontology annotation, cellular component: chromosome; cytoplasm; nucleus. The record is from RefSeq and is a predicted model, not a curated record. Gene Ontology annotation, molecular function: four-way junction helicase activity; 3'-5' DNA helicase activity; ATP binding. NCBI's taxonomy places the organism in Eukaryota, Metazoa, Porifera, Demospongiae, Haplosclerida, Niphatidae. The transcript has 7 exons.